Molecule: messenger RNA, 138 nt
Organism: Haemonchus placei
Lineage: Eukaryota; Metazoa; Nematoda; Chromadorea; Rhabditida; Trichostrongylidae
Source: the annotation of a GenBank genome assembly
AUGUCGUCGAACGUCGGUUUGCAACUCGAUGAAAUAGCGAAAUGGAGAAGCCACAUAUGCAAAAUUGAUGGAUUCAUCGCAGAGUCUAGUCGAUUUCAUGAAAAAGGAGUACCAGGAUACCCGACGUCAAUGAAAUAA